AUGAAAGAGAACGUAAUAGAUUCAGAUGCAGCUUCAAUCACAGCCUCAUCGCUCAGGACAUCCGUCACCCAACGAUCGAAUGAAACUCCAAUGGUUCGGAGGCCGAGUAGAAUGUCAAAGUUAGCCCAAGCAAGGCUCUCGGAGCUUACCAUUAACAAGCUGAAGAUACAUUCGGUCGGUAUGAUUGGAAGAGAAAAGGAAACCGAACUUUUGAGAAUACGCCUUCGCACUCUGAUUCAACAAGCCAAUGAUGCAACUGAUGACGGUGAGAAUGCACAAUCACAUAACAAUGGCAUACAGACAUCCAAGGUGAAAAAGGAACUUGUCCUCAUUAGAGGUUUUGCGGGGGUGGGCAAGACCACCUUAGCCAGAACCAUCAGUAAAGAUGUGAAUUCGACUGCGAAUGGAUUCUUCGCCGAGGGUAAAUUCGAUUUGGAUGAUGAUAGGGAUCAACCAUAUUCGGGAAUAGCAAAAGCAUACAGCGGUCUCAUCCAGGAACUAUGGAGAACCGACCGUGAUAUGCUGCUGAAAAUUGGAAAACAGUUGUCCGAGGAUCUUGGUAGUGAAGUGGAGCCCUUGACUUUUAUGAUUCCGGAGCUUGAGGACGCUGUCAUUCAGCAGUCGACUUCGAGCUUCUCAGAAGGCGGCAUGGAAGGAUUGCAAGAUAGAUGGAAGUAUAGCUUUCGUCUACUGACGCGGCUUCUAUCAGCCCAGAUGAAACCUUUGGUACUUUUGAUUGACGAUUUGCAAUGGGCGGAUCCUGCUUCCUUAGAUCUUAUUGAAUGCUUGAUCACCGAUACUCAGAAUGUCAACCCUUUGAUGGUGAUUGGCUGUUACCGUUCAAAUGAAGUCAAUGAAGACAGUAAUCUUUCAAAGACAAUGGAGUCUCUAAUGGACAGGAAGCUGGACUUUGGUUUUGAUAUUUCAGAAGUCGCUGUAGAAAGCUUUGGGGGCAACGAAGUAAAUCAAAUGGUCAUGAAAAUGAUGGACAUCGACGACGAGGAGAGUACCAGAGAUCUUGCUGAACUAUGCUUCCAAAGAACGUUGGGGAAUCCAUUCUUUGUCAUUGAAUUCAUGAGUAUGCUCCAACGCGAGGAUCUCGUCACAUUCAAUCUCGGCACUAUGAAGUGGUCAUAUGACAUUCGCACCAUCGCAGACACGACAGUAUCGACUGCCAAUGUGGUGGAGCUACUUGAGUCUAGGAUGCAGAAAAUGCCAGCAGAUGUACGGUUGCUACUUCAGCUUGUUGCUUGUCUCGGCCCCACAUGGAGAGUCCCGAUCGUGGAAACACUGUGGAAGAAUCUGGCAAUCGUACAGUCGAAAGGUUUUGAAGUUGUCGCAGUUUCAACUCUGAUAGAAUACAUAGAAGGCGAAAUGCUGGUAGAAGGAUGUGGCGGAGUCAAAUACAGAUGGGUACAUGACAAAGUCCAAGAAGCCGCAAUUUCGCUGGUAGAGACGGAUGAAAGGACGAUGAAGUUUGAGAUGGGAAAGCUUCUGUAUCUCAACCUCCAGGGGAAGGAGCUCGACGAUGGGUUGUUUGAUGUCACCGAUCUCAUCAGUAAUGGAGUAGGGGGCCAGUCGCCAGAUUUUGCUUCUUUGUGCUUGAAAGCUGGAAAGAGGGCCAUGCGUCUCUCUGCGUUCCUAUCGUCCACGAGAUAUGUGAAAAAUGGAAUUGGAAUGCUCCCGGAUAACUGUUGGACAACGUUACAGUCUCUGACACUCGAGCUGUAUACACUUGGCGCUGAAGUAGAACUUGCACUUGGGCAUGUAGAGGAGUCUAAGAACUAUUGUUCAGCUGUUCUCAGUCAAGACGACAUUGAACUGAGUGCAAAGAUCCCAUUGAGAAUAAUAGAGAUAAGGAGGCUGUCGACGGUCGAAAUCAAGUAUUCGGAGACUGUAAAGACAUGCCUCGCACUUUUGAAAGACAUGAAGUAUAAGUUCAUUUGGAGUCGACGGUUGAUCACUUUACAGGCUGUCUCAACGUUGUCGAGCACAAUCAAGGCAGUAAAGAAGCAACCAAAAGAUUUCUACUUGAAUCCCAAAAGGAUGGAUGAUAGGUACAAAACGAUUGUUGAAAUACUGAAUCGGCUGCAGUAUUCAUCUUUUCAUACCCAAAACAUUAUGCAAUUGAUACUCUGCUCUUGUCACAUUGUCCAGCUCACAUUGAAACAUGGUUUGUGCGAAUACUCUGCCAAAGAGAUAGCAACACUUGGGAAUCUAGAGAUCCUUGUGUUCCAAAGACGUAACAAUGCUGCGAUGUUUCGUGAGCUGGCAUUAUCCACUCAAUCUCAUUUUGGAAGACCUCGUGCUUGUCAGGCAAUCUUCAAUGUACACGCAUACUCAAUGGUAUGGUUGGUGCCCAUGCAACAGUGCAAAGAAAUCUACUACGAAGCUUACAUCAAGGGUAUGCGGAAUGGCGAAGUGGAUUAUGCAAUGUGGUGCUUAGCUUAUCAUUUUGGUUAUCUUCCUUACGUUUUGGGGAAGCCUAUCGAUCAAAUUGUAGGAGAGUGUCCUAACGUCACCAUGGCCAUGGAGGAAGUAUCGCAAACUAGCCAGGCAAAUGCGGCGAAGUGCUAUUGGCAAAUGUGGAUUAUUCUCCAGAACCCGCAACCGAAUGGGUAUGCGAUUAGUCUGAAAGGCGAAAUCCACAGUAUCGAAGCAUGUGCCGGAGAUCCGUUCCUUCUGGCAGUGCAUGAUUAUAUCGAAUGUCAGCUUCUUCUUUUUUAUGACGACCCAUCAGCGGCAGAUAGGGCAAUCAGCGGAGCUAAAGUGUUUUCAAAGAUAUCACCGGGUGUCCCUGACGUCAUGAUUGAGACAUUUCACAGAGGCAUAUGUUUGUAUGUCGCUGCUCGUCGGACAAUGAAACGGAAGUACAAACAGCAUGCUAUAAAGAUCCGAAAGCAAAUUCACAAAUGGAAGAAAGAUGGAGUAGUCAAUGUCGUCGACUACUGCAUUUUUCUUGAUGCGGAGCACGCGGCACUGGAAGGCAAGUACGAAGAGGCAGAAUCACAUUACAAGAAAGCCAUACAGUUUGUGGCUCGUUCUGGUCAUCUGCACCAUGCAGGAUUGUUCAACGAGUUGUAUAGUGAUUUUCUGUGGCGUGAAAGGAAUGACAAAGAGGAGGCUAGAUACCACCUUCAAGAGGCCAUGCGGUACUACAACGAUUGGGGUGCGUAUGGGGUUGUCGAGCGACUAAGGAAGUCACGUCUGUUGGAGUAG
Molecule: messenger RNA, 3219 nt
Organism: Cylindrotheca closterium
Lineage: Eukaryota; Bacillariophyta; Bacillariophyceae; Bacillariales; Bacillariaceae
Source: the annotation of a GenBank genome assembly